Molecule: messenger RNA, 531 nt
Organism: Nicotiana tabacum (common tobacco)
Lineage: Eukaryota; Viridiplantae; Streptophyta; Magnoliopsida; Solanales; Solanaceae
Source: RefSeq, a predicted model, not a curated record
AUGAUAAGACAACAAAAAUACAUUAAGGAGCUUCUGAAGAGAUUUGAGAUGGAAAGUUCAAAGACCAUUGAUACUUCUAUUCCUACUGCCACUCAUCUAGACAUAGACGAACCUAGUUCCCCUGUAAAUAAAACUAUGUAUCGGGGUAUCAUUGGAUCUCUCUUGUACCUAACAGCCAAUAGACCUGACAUUGUGUUUAGUGUUAGGUUGUGUGCUAGAUUCCAAUCAAGUCCUAAAGAAUCUCACUUGAAAGCUGCUAAAAGAAUUCUGAGAUGUCUCAAAGGAACACAAGAUCUGGUCCUAUAUUAUACCUCAGGGGAUAAUUUUGACUUAAUUUUGUAUGCUGAUGCUGAUUAUGCUGGUUAUCUGGUGGAAAGGAAGAGUACAUCUGGCAUGGCACAUUUUCUGGGAUCAUGCUUGAUUUCAUGGGGUACAAAGAAACAAAAUUCCUGUCUCUCUCUACUGCAUAAGCUGAAUUUGUGGCAGCUACCUCAUGUUGUGCCCAACUACUGUAGAUCAAGCAAUAAUUAG